This is a messenger RNA of Leguminivora glycinivorella, 3278 nucleotides long. Its product is annotated as arginine/serine-rich coiled-coil protein 2. The record is from RefSeq and is a predicted model, not a curated record. NCBI's taxonomy places the organism in Eukaryota, Metazoa, Arthropoda, Insecta, Lepidoptera, Tortricidae. The coding region runs from base 126 to 1385 and encodes 419 amino acids. The transcript is spliced from 13 exons.
AAAAGCGCCGCUGUCCGCCAUAUUGCCCAUAUUGAACAAAAAAUUUUUUCGCUAGUGCGUUUGUUAUAUGAUAUUAUAGUCUGAAUAAUCUAUUCUGGGAGUUUCUUCAAGUUAUCUUAGGAGCCAUGGAUUCUCUGGUAGGAUACGGAAGUGACGAUGAGCACGAAAACGAUCGCUAUGCUGGUCAUCACUCAUCGGGCGCGGGGCGGCGGCGCGAGGACGACACAAACUACGAGGAAGUGAACAUGGACAUGAGCGAGGACUCGCAGCAGGAGUCGGAGCCCGAGCUGCCGCAGGCGGAGCGCCCCGGCGACCGCGGCUCCGGUAAGGCCGACAGCCGUGAUCGAGAAAGAUCCCGCGAUCGCCGAGACCGCCGUCGCGAGUCGCCAAGGCGUGACCGUGAUCGUCGGUCACCCCGGCGCGAUGACAGAUCUAACAGAUCGGACAGGCCGGAUCGUAACCGCGGCUUUGAAGGCUCUCGCCGCGGACUGCUGGGCGACAGACCCGAUGACAGGCCUGACAAGCCGCCAGCCCUCAUGGACCUGAAGUUCGGAGACGGGGCUCCGGGGGCGCCCCGGGGGGAUGGCGCGCGCUCGCACGAUGCCCGAGAUGCCGUGUCGCCCAGAUUUGUCGAUCGUGAUCGUCGCGACAGAGACAGAGGAUCGCGGGAGCGCGAGCGUGACCGAGACAACAGAGAAGGCCGCUAUAGAGACCGUCGCGAUGACGACAGAAGGUCCCGCGAGCCUCGAGACAGUCGCGAGUCGCGGGGCUCCCGCGAGCGCCCCGACGAGCGCCCGCCCCGCGCGCGCCCCGGCGCCGCCUUCCCGCCGCCGUCGCACGUCGCCGGAAGCAGCUCCGGCUACAGCGAGCGUCGCGGCGAUGGCGACUACAAACCUUCCUCAUUCAAGGUCAACAGAAAGCUGGAAGUCAUGGAGAAAAUGGGCCUGCAAAUCAAAACCCCUGACGGUUCCAUGGCAACAGCGCAGCAGUUGCGAGCGGCGGCUCACGAGCCUGGACAACCUGCGCCGUUACCUUCUUACUACAACCCGCAGGCGCCUUCUAACAAGAUCCUCGAUCAGGUGGCGAAACGCAAGCUGCUAUGGGCUCAUAAGAAGGAAGAAAAGUCUGAAGCAGAAAAAGCGGCGCCCUGGACCGGUACACGCUUCGCUUCAGAUCAGGACGGCAAGCAGGCAUCGAAGUUCAUGCGGCUCAUGGGCAUAAGAGACCCUGAUGCAGUCAAACAAGAGGCGCCAGAGAAAACCGUAGACCCCAUCAAGAAACAAGAAGAGCUAUUCCAAGCCAUGCAAGCGCAGUACGAAGUCGCGCGAGCCACCACACACACGAUGCGGGGCGUAGGGCUCGGGUUCCAACGUGGACAAUACUAGUGCUAGUGCCUCAGUGACAAUCUAAAGUGAUGAGCGUUUUAGGAUCAUACGCCUGUCAAGAAACUUAAUCUACACUCCAAUGCCUCAAACGAACACAAAUGUUACUAGAAGCCAUAGAAACAGCAAACACUAUCAAAGAAGAGAAGAGUGCCUCGGUGACUGAAUCUAACUGUUGUGGUAUUAUAGGUCUAAUGUGUUGCAUAAAAAGUAUAAAAUCAUAAAGCCAAUAGAGAAGACAGCAAUCAUUAAAAAGCAAGCUGUUCUAAGCCAUACAAGCGUGGUAAUUCUGUGAAGGAUAAUCUUAAUGCUUCAUGAGUGUAUGUCUGUUUUAGGAUUGUGGACAAGAAAUGUGUAUGAUAUGUAAGAAUAUUGCAUCCUGCACGGAUAGCAUGGUCGAGCGAUAGACGAUAAAACAUCAGGCCGUCCCUAUCGCACUAUAAUAAGUGCGAUAGGGACGGCCUGAUGUUUUAUCAUUUAUCGCGCGACCAUACUUGCCUGCCUGGCUUUUUAUUGCCUCUGAUUGUGGUGAGUGCGUGUAUAAACAUUUGAAUGUUUUGACUGACUGAUAUUACAGACUAGAAAUGCAAGCACUUUUUUGUAUCUGAUCUUAGAUUUGAUGAUGAUGCUGAUGAAGGUGUCCAUAGGCUAUGGCUGUUUAGGCACGACUGUAUGCUUGUUGGUCACCAACAUAGUAUAAUUAUCAAAAUAUAUAUGAGGAGAAUAAUAAUCUAAAACCUAAAUGUCUUCCCUCUAGUCCUAUAUUGAGAAGUGUAAUAUUAUCUAAAAAGUGAAUCUUACAUAAUAAUUUCUACUUUUUUUACUCUCUGAUAAGUUGGCAAGUAGAUUUGAGCCAUAUAAAAAUACACCAUCACCAUUUAUGAUAUACAUGUUGUAUUUUGAAUAUUAUGAUAUUGUAAAGAUAACAUUUUAUAACAGAUCAGAUGAAUACAAAAUUAAAAUAUUGCUUAUUCACUUGUUCUCGUAUUCUGUAAACUGGUAUUCUAAACUAGGCUUCAACAAGCCAAAUGUCCUAUUCCAUUCUAAAAUUUGUAAAAAAAUUGUCUUAUUGAGAAAGCUAUUUUUAAGAAAUAGAUUUUUGUAUAUACUUCUAAAAAUUGAAGCAUUUUUUUUUGGUCAAUGCACAUUUGAGGCACCAAUAAUUUUUCGUUAUAAAUAAAUGUGUGUAUAAUUAGUAGUGUAAUUAACACUUUAUUAUAAUUGAAUAAGGUCUUAUAUUGAUCAGUUACGUAGUGUUCGUACUGAUUUUCAGAGGACUGUAUGAAAGUUGUACAUGUAUGUAAAACUAUUGUUUCAAUACAAUUUGUAUGAUGUGUAACUUAUAAGUAAGAAUAGACAAUUGAUUAUGAUUCUUUAAUAUACAAAAUGUUCUGUAUAUUAUGGUAAAUAACGAAUUCACGCAUUAUCUAGUCUAUUAUUAAAAGGACACUUAUGUAACAGGUAAAAUAAAAAUGAAAAUAAAACACAUGACUUUAAAAAUUAUGUGAAAAACGAUAAUUUCAACUGAUUUCAAGCACUGUUUAUUCAACAAAUGGUUUUCAAUGAACCAUAAACCAUCAUUGAUAAUGCAUCAUAGAUUAUGCUAGUGUAGAUAUUACAGCUUGAAAGUAGAAAUUAAAGUGGCAAUAUCGUCAUGCCAUCCCGCGAUGCGACGAUGUUGCCACUUUUUAGCUUCACUUUUUUUAAAGGCUGUACCUGCUAUUUGUGUGAUAAAUUGUAUUCUAGUGAGAAAUAAUUAUUGUGUGGUCACAGAUCUUCCUCCUAACGCUGAUAGUUUUGUAAUUCCUAGUAGAUAUAUGAUACGGUAGUCUUACUCCAUGCAAUGAUUAUUAUUUUUAAUUUAUAUGUAAGGCAAUAAAUGUUAUGAUUAAUUUA